CCUCGACUUGACAAAAACCCACCCAGACCUCCGUCCUCGAGAUAGGAUUCCCAAAGAAAUCGCCUCCCAUCGAUUCGAUCUCCAGUAGGUGCGAGAGAACGGCAUAGAUAUAGGGGAUUUGGAUCCUGAAAUGUCUCUCGCCGGAGACGCUGGUCUUGAGAAGGAUCCGGCGGUGGCGGUCGGAGAUGAGAAGGACCCCUCCAUCGUCUGGGAGAAGGAGCGGUAGCUUAAUCGCCAGGGCCCAAUCGGGAGAAGAUUUUUCGCCUUUACUGGAAUCGCUCUGGGGAUUGAGGAAAUGUCGACGAAGGUGCGGAACGGCGGGGACGCGGUGGCGAUCACGGCGACGGCGGCGGCGGCGGAGGUGAAGGGCGGGGUGCAGAUCGAGGUGGAGUUCGCCGAGUGCGAGUGCUGCGGGCUGAUGGAGGAGUGCACGCCGGCCUACAUCGCGCGGGUCCGGGAGCGGCACGGCGGGCGGUGGGUCUGCGGCCUCUGCGGCGAGGCCAUCAAGGACGAGAUCUGCCGCGCCGGGCGGCGGAUCUCCACGGAGGAGGCGCUCGACCGCCACAUGAGCUUCUCCCGGGACUUCCUGUCCGCGUCGCCACCUGCCAACCCGGCGGAGGACCUCAUCGCCGCCAUGCGCCACCUCCUCCGCCGGAGUCUCGAUUCGCCGAGGGCUCUCCGGUCCACCCCCACCAGUCCCCGCGGCAAAGAAGAGGACAACGGCGGCCGCCGCAGCUCUCUCGCGCGAUCCGAGAGCUGCUUUCCUUCUCUGGCUCGUUGAGGGCGGUGGGCGAAGCCCGCACCGCCAAGAGGUACGGGGAAAGGAGGACAAGCUCUAAGCGAGUAACCCGACCAAAUACCAUUUUAAUAAAAAAAUUCUUGGAUCUCUCUUUAGUAUAAUUGUCAGGUUACUAAUUCUCCGGAGAAUUAGAAUAAAUACGCUAGAAUAUUAAUCUUUUAGUUUUAUUUAGGUUUUCUGCUUCCAGCCUAUUGUAAAGAUUUCGAUGGAACAAGUACGACGCAGAAAUAAAGAAAAUGGAAGAAAAUUUCCCAUUUUUCUGAA
Molecule: messenger RNA, 1063 nt
Organism: Elaeis guineensis (African oil palm)
Lineage: Eukaryota; Viridiplantae; Streptophyta; Magnoliopsida; Arecales; Arecaceae
Source: RefSeq, a predicted model, not a curated record